Messenger RNA from Callorhinchus milii (elephant shark), 3172 nucleotides. RefSeq names its product membrane palmitoylated protein 7a (gene mpp7a). Gene Ontology annotation, biological process: protein localization to adherens junction. Lineage: Eukaryota; Metazoa; Chordata; Chondrichthyes; Chimaeriformes; Callorhinchidae. Gene Ontology annotation, molecular function: protein binding. Gene Ontology annotation, cellular component: cell-cell junction; plasma membrane. The record is from RefSeq and is a predicted model, not a curated record. The transcript is spliced from 20 exons. Bases 402 to 2207 code for a protein of 601 amino acids.
GGUGGAGGAGGGCGGGAAGAGCGGAGGAGGCGUGGUGUCGGGGCUCGGCGUCUCGUUGCUUUGCGCUGGUUUCUGUGAAGCCGCAACGUUUUGACUUGAGAUUUACAACUGAAAAUGGUCUGACCGUGAGGGAGAGACGAGCCAACGAGAGAGAGAGAGAGCGCGCGAGCGAGCGAGUCAGCGAGCGACGGUUACGGCGUUGUUCAAAGCUGUCCGCGUGCACCUGACUGGGGCGGACGGCUCGAGCGCAGGGCAUAGCUGCGGAUGGCGUAAAUCUUCAAGGGCAAGUUGGCAAAGGAAGGGCUUGACCAAAGAACAGAACGUCAACUGAUCCGGUUGGAGAUUUUCUGGCUGCGGAGUGCGAAUUUGAGGUUCCUGUGUGACAUUUGGAAGCGGAAAUCAUGCCGGCAUUAUCAACAGGUUCUGCGAAUGAUGCAGGUCUGUAUGAACUGUUGGCCUCUUUGCCAACCCAGCUGCAGCCACAUGUGAACAGCCAGGAGGACCUGACCUUCCUACGGGAUAUGUUUGGUGAAAAAAGCCUUCAUUCACUGGUGAAGAUCCAUGAGAAGCUUCAGCAAUACGAGAGGCAGAGCCCGGCGCCCAUUCUUCAGGACGCAGCCAUUUUGGCAGAUGAUCUCACUGAAGACCUGCACAGCACACCAAUGAACAGUGAGAUCAGAGAGCUCGUGAAACUUCUGUCAAAACCCCAUCUCAAGGCUCUACUAUCUGUUCAUGACACAGUGGCUUCGAAGAAUUAUGACCCUGUGUUACCCCCAAUGCCUGAUGACCUCGAUGAUGAUGAAGAUUCAGUGAAAAUCAUUCGUCUUGUCAAAAACAAAGAGCCACUGGGAGCAACAAUAAGAAGAGACGAACAAACCGGUGCGAUUGUUGUGGCAAGAAUCAUGCGAGGAGGGGCUGCCGACAGAAGCGGGCUCAUUCAUGUUGGGGACGAGCUGAGGGAAGUUAAUGGAAUUGCAGUUGAAGAUAAAAGGCCUGAAGAAAUCAUUGAGAUUUUGGCUCAGUCACAAGGAGCAAUAACUUUUAAAAUAAUCCCUGGCAUCAAAGAGGAGACAGAAGUGAAAGAAACCAAGAUGUUUGUCAGGACCCUGUUUGACUAUGAUCCUAACGAGGAUAAAGCUAUUCCAUGUAAAGAAGCUGGGCUUUCUUUCAAGAAGGGAGAUAUCCUUCAGAUCGUCAGCCAAGAUGAUGGAACCUGGUGGCAAGCCAAGCGCGAGUGUGAUGCCAAUCUGAGAGCAGGUCUAAUCCCUUCAAAGCAGUUCCAGGAGAGGAGAUUUGCACUUAGAAGACCUGUAGCAUUUGUUCAACCACAAAGGAAUUCCAGUAGACGAUCAUAUGAGGAAACUGUUGAGAGUGAGGAAACUGAAGAAGAUGCUGAAUAUGGUGGCGUUAUCAACGGACUCUAUAUAGCUGGCUUCAGAAGAAGUUUUCGACUGAGCAGAAAAGACAGGAAGAUGAAUAAAUCCAUGUACGAAUGUAAAAGAAGUGAACAGUACGACACUGCAGAUGUUCCAACCUAUGAAGAAGUGGUCUUUUACCAGCGGCAGCCCAGCGAGAAGUACAGGCUCGUUGUCUUUGUUGGUCCUCCAGGAGUAGGGUUGAAUGAGCUGAAGAGGAAACUACUGAUUAGUAGUUCACAACACUAUGGUGUAACAAUUCCACAUACAACGAGGCCAAAGAGAAGCCAGGAGACUGACGGAGUGGAAUAUCAUUUCACUUCCAAGCACUUGUUUGAGACAGAUGUACAAAAUAACAAGUUUAUUGAACAUGGAGAAUACAAAAGCAACUUGUAUGGAACAAGCCUAGAUUCUGUUCGAUCUGUGCUGGCCAAGAACAAAGUGUGCCUGUUGGAUGUACAAUGUCAUACAAUAAAACAUCUGAGGACGUCGGAAUUUAAACCAUAUGUGAUAUUCAUCAAGCCACCGUCACUUGAACAUCUUCGUGAAACCAGGAAGAAUGGAAAAAUCAUUUCAAGUAAAGAUGAUAAAGGCUCCUCUAAACCAUUUGCGGAAGACGACUUUCAGGAAAUGAUCAGAUCUGCAGAGUUGAUCGAAGCCCAACACUCGCAUCUCUUUGACAAAAUUCUAAUAAACGGUGACCUUUCUACUGCAUAUAAUGAGCUCAAAUCUACAUUAGGCCACCUGGAGUCGGACGCUUUCUGGAUUCCAAUCAACUGGCUACAUUCAUAAAACUAUAAAAGGGAAUCAUAAUAAUAUAACUGGACAUUGUUUUUAAACCUCUAAUAUUCAUGAUCAUUCCCAGAAGAGUGGACAGUGCUUUGAAGUAAAACAUUGCCACUUUUUUUUGCACUUUUAAUGUCCAAUAGCAAACCAUGUUGCUUCUGCUAAUCAUGAGCUUUUAUCUACCUGAAAGGAGCAGUGCUAAAACAGUUUCAGUACUUGGGGAAUAUAUGUAGACACUUUCUGUUUUUACUACUGAUGUUCAAACUUGUAGAUUGUCUUCUGUGGUGACAGGGAUAUUAUUUUUUAAAACUCUGAAAUCUUAAGUGUAUUUUAGUAAAUUAUGGGUGGUAUUAGUUUUAAAUUAGAGAAUAUAUGGUUCAAAUUGCUGAUGAAGAAAGUACAUGGAGGCAGGAAGCAUUCAUAAGUCAUGUGAUGGCAGACAUCAGCUGGAGGUUCAUGUGUCUUGUACAGAGGAAAUCGUAUGAGAAACACUACAUUAGAAGAAAAUUGGAAACUUUUAAGUUUUUGCCAUGUUAACGAUGUGAUUAAGUGUGUGUUAAUGGUAUUGGUUGUUAUUAGGUAUAUGAAACCUGGUAUUAAAUCAUGCUCGACAUUCCAUGUAAAUUUACCUCACUAAUUUGUGCUGAUAAUGCCAUGAGCAGUGCACUGUAACUGUAUUUUGACUGGUGGGAUGCGAUGGUUAUGUACAUUCAAGUUUUAUUAUAUCCUGAUAAUUUCUCAACUCAAAACUAUUCAACUUAUAUGCAUCUGUUUUAAAUCCCAUGUACUCCAAAUUAAUAAUUUACCAAACUCCGUUUCAGUGUGGUGUUUUAGUGUGAGGUUUAGGUGCUUCUUAUAUGUCGAGCAUCUCGAAGAGAAAGUUGUUGAAUCGUAAUGUGCAAUCUUAAGUGGAUUUGAACUGUUUCUGCAGUAUCUAUAAAUAUUAAAAUCUUGACUUGUAUUACCUUUAA